AGGUGAACAUCGAGCCACCACCGUCACCAACUGAUGUUUCUGUUAUGUUUUUUGAUUUUGUAGGUUCUACAAAUCAUCAAAAAAUUUGCCACGAUGGCUAAGGAAAAUUAGGGAUUAACACGGUGUUUUCGACUUGGGCAAUAUUACAAUGGCAUCGUCUCCACAACCCCUAAGCAAAGUCAAAUCGCCCGAAGAGAAUCAGAGCAAUGGCACUGAAGAAAGUCCAGGUUUGCAAGAGCCGCCGACAUCAGGCAAAAACCCCCAAAUAGGCGAGAUAGCAAUUGAAGCCUCGGAGAUCGUCAGUCGUUUAGGACAGGCGGUUGAUACACCCAAAACACCGACUGAGAAUGUUCGCAGAGCGGCAACAGUUUUCCUGGGGUUGCAGAAAAAGCACAGCAAUGAAAUCAUUCAUUCGAUUCAUGAACUUAUCAGUACAGAUGAAGACGGUGAUCCAACUACCGCUCUGCCCCUUAAAACCGUCGCCAAAUUAGUGAUGGUUUCACACAGUUUGUCCGCUUACUGUGGCAGUUUGGAGCACAGUCUUUUGCAGAAGUUAAGUUUAAGGUUCACAACGGAUACAACCAGAUGGAUUAGCCACAUCUUUGGAUUAUUGGACUCUUCGGCGUUUUACCACGACGAUAAUCUCGAAGGACUGGUAAGAAUAGCUAGAAUGGUUCUACACUACAAAUUCCCCAGAUACUUGGAAGACGGCACUUUAACGUUCGCCUCUAGUUUGCCUUUAAUCUACAGCAGCAUUUCGAGCCCUUUGGGAAUUGUGCAGUAUCUUUGUAGGCAAUUAGGUUUGCCAUUAGCGUGCGUCCGGCCUGUUCCAGUAAACACGCAUUUCGGCUCGCACUACACCAUGGACGUUGCAGCUUUGCAGAAAAUGUUAACCGACGACGGUGUAACGGGGAAAGUCCCUUUGUUAGUUAUAGCAGAUGCAGGCACGCCAGUUACCGGCCAUGUGGAUAACAUUGCACGAAUCAAGGAACUGUGCAAAGCGCACAACUGUUGGCUUCAUGUUAGAGGACACACAUUAUCCGCACUCACUUUACCGAACCACACCAGAAAUAAUCACGCCACUCCAGUCGCAGAUAGUUUCACUCUAACUCUGGGAAACUGGCUAGGAGUACCGGGUUUGCCUAAUGUUACUCUAUAUAGAUUAUGGGAUCAGAGCAAUAUCAACGCCAGCAAACAGAAGCAAGUGGGAGUUUCCAGAGAAAGUACCCUGCCACUUCUGGCUGGCCUACACAACGAUCAUACAAGCCGGAGAAUUAUUACUCUGCCCCUUUGGACGGCUCUUCAGAGCCUUGGAAAGGAUGGAGUUUUAUCUGCAAUAAGAGAAAAUUUCCUUGCCAGCGAACGACUGUACUCGGCUUUGGAUGUUUUCCGGCAUGUCCGAGUUUUGAGUCCUAAACCUGGAGGUGAGAGCGGCGCCUAUACAAUCACAGAACUGAUUUCCAAACCUGCCAGCAUAUCUAUGCUAUUCGAGUCCACCGCAUGCUGCGUCGUCUUCCAGUUUAUUCCCGACUUGGCAGAAAACGAGGUUUUAAUUAAAGUGCCUCCCUACUACGACAAGCUCAAUUCCUGGCUGGGCCAAAUAUUGCAAAUAUCCGCUCCACAGAUUCCGAUAGAAAUUUGCGAGUUAGAAGAUGUCGGAACCGUUCUGCGGUUUUGCCCGUUUGAAAGCGCAAUCAGUGAUCAACCCACUUUGGAGCAGUUUAAAUCCUUCGUACAGUGCCUCGAGCAGCAACUGGUCAUCCUGAGGGCUACGAUUCAUCACAAAGAAACGUUCAAAACCAUCGUUGAAGCUUCCCCCGUUCUCUCCUUUGUGGAACUGCCAGAUUGGGCAGGAUUGGGGGGAGUCCGAUACUGCCCAGAAGGGUGGAAAGAGUUGCUGCCCGAUCAAUUGAAAGAGGAGCUUAACAACCUGAACAUCGCGCUGGUCGAUGCUUUAAAGUCGGUUGAUUCUGCAUUUUCGCUGGGCGAAGGCCAGGACGGUCUUAUUUGCGUUCGAUUCGGCAUGUUGACUCCGCAAUCUGAUGUCGAAGAUAUGCUGACUUUGAUCGUGCAUGUAGGCCAGUCUGUUGAGGAAAAUUCCCGUGUUUUGGAUUCGAUGAGCGAAAUCGUUAAGAAAGGCAUUGAAACUGCCACUAAAGACCUGCAGAAGGAAAACGAGGAGCGGCUGUGGCAGGAGGGGUUGAUCAGGCAUGUGCCCCUGGUCGGGAAUUUUGUUAACUGGUGGUCCCCCAAAACGAAGGAAACAGGAGUUAGAGGUCGCAGUUUAAAUUUGACGCAGGGCAUUGUUGAAUCCACAGAAAAUAUCUACAAGUAUCACAUGCAGAUACAAACUGGCACGACUCCACCAGCGGGAAGUAAGAGCCCGCCUACACCCCAAAUCCAGACAUCGGUAAGUGCAAACCAUUCGAGAUCCAGCAGUCACGCUUCUGUAUCUAGUCAAAACAUACGAGCGGACGCUGAGCCCCUCAAAGAGCCAGUUAUCGCAGUGAAACCCCCGACUGAUGAUGUAAAAGUAUUAGCACCUUAAUAUAUUUUUAAUCCCGUUCAAUAAUUAACAACUAUUUGAAGCACUUAGUUACUGCGGCUUUCACAAUACUUAUAUAUUGAAUUAAGCUACCCAGAGUUUUGUGGCUUGACUUCUUGUGCGUAUUUUCAUUGGCCAGUAGCGCUUCAGAAAAUUGUUAAGUCUAUGUACCACAUCGUUUCUUAAUGGAAUUUUUUUCAUUUGUUGUGCAAGCGGCAGUAAAGCACUUAUUGUUUGUUUUUAAUGUUGUAUACAUUGUUAUUGUUUUAAAAAUUAAGAUAUGAAAUAUAAAUUUGAAUUACACCCCAACA
Dendroctonus ponderosae (mountain pine beetle) is the source of this 2856-nucleotide messenger RNA. RefSeq names its product pyridoxal-dependent decarboxylase domain-containing protein 1. Bases 149 to 2548 code for a protein of 799 amino acids. Gene Ontology annotation, biological process: carboxylic acid metabolic process. Gene Ontology annotation, cellular component: intracellular membrane-bounded organelle. The record is from RefSeq and is a predicted model, not a curated record. Gene Ontology annotation, molecular function: carbon-carbon lyase activity; pyridoxal phosphate binding. The transcript has 12 exons. NCBI's taxonomy places the organism in Eukaryota, Metazoa, Arthropoda, Insecta, Coleoptera, Curculionidae.